Molecule: messenger RNA, 2363 nt
Organism: Pelobates fuscus (common spadefoot toad)
Lineage: Eukaryota; Metazoa; Chordata; Amphibia; Anura; Pelobatidae
Gene: ANKRD9
Product: ankyrin repeat domain 9
Exons: 2
Coding region: 489-1373 (294 amino acids)
Molecular function (GO): protein binding
Source: RefSeq, a predicted model, not a curated record
GAGAUCAAUACCCAGCCAGGAGAUCAAUACCCAGCCAGGAGAUCAAUACCCAGCCAGGAGAUCAAUAAUCUUUCAGUAGAUCAAUACCCAGCAGGAGAUCAAUACCCAGCCAGGAGAUCAAUAAUCUUUCAGUAGAUGAAUACCCAGCAGGAGAUCAAUAACCUAUUAGACGAUUAAUACCCUGCCAAAAGAGCAAUAAUCUUUCAGGCGAGUUCAAUAACCUGCCAGGAGACCAGUACUCUAUCUGGGGAGCAAUACCUGUCCAGGAGAUCAAUAAUGGAGCCAGAGAUCGAUAUAGGGGAUCAGUGACCUGUGUGCUGGGUGUGCACUCACACUGAAUGACUGGAGCUGUCACUGUACUUGUUAUCUCACAACAAGAGUAAAAGGAGAGGAAUCCAGUGAAGGAGGGAGAGGAUCUCUGCAUGCAGCUAAUGUCUGGAUAAGAUUUCUUGGAUCUGUGACACCAGCCCCCCCAUUGAGCCCUGGAGAUGCCAGGGAAUGGGCACUGCCGCCCCAGCAGCUAUGCCGGCUACCAGUCCCAGAAGCAAUGUAAGAACACUUCAUUCGCAUUCUACCAGGCGGUGAGGGACCAGCUGCCGGUGUGGGUGCUGGAGGACAUGCGGAUUAUGGAGGUGUUGCACUGGGAGGAGGGUGGCAAGGUGAGUGCCUACUCGCCCUCCGAGGCUCUGCUCUAUGCUCUGGUCCACGACCACCAGCCCUAUGCCCGGUACCUGCUGAACCAGUACCCCCAGGACGCCCUGGCCAUGCCCAGCAAGAACUUCAGCUGCUGCCAGUCAAGCGCCCCCCAUCUCACCAUGGCUGUACGGUACGACCGGCUGGAGAUCCUCCGCGGGAUCCUGCACACCUUGCGGGGCUUCCCUGCCAGCCACCGGUCUGCUUACAUCAACCGCAGGGGGUGCCAGAGGGUGGAGGGGGGCAAGACCCCGCUACACCUGGCCUGUGAGCUGCUCAGAGCUGAGUGCAUCGUCCUGCUGCUGGGGCAUGGUGCCUGCCUCUGGGGGCCGGACAGCUGCGGGUAUACUCCCCUGGACAUCCUGCUCCAGCUCAUCAGGAGGGGGGAGCAGGACCUGGGGCUCAAACUGCAGUGUCUGGACUGCCUGCUGCUCUACCUGCCCCCUGGGCUGCCCUUUAAACUCAGGGACCAGCUGCUGGAGGAAGAGGGGCUCUGGCAGGGGCUCAUAGGGCUGGACUUGUACAGAUGGCUCAUAGGUACCUCCCCUCCCUCCCUAUUUACCCUGUCCAUGCAAAAAGUCCUCAGGAGCCUCCCCCCAGACAGAUUCCCUGAUGCUCUGGAAGCCCUGCCUCUCCCUGAUUUCCUCAAACCACUGACCCUCAUAAAGAAAAAAGUGUAGAAAGGACUGUGCCUGUACUGAAUGCUGCUAUAAGGAUGGACAUAUUACAUUGAAAUCUCAGAGAGCCACUGCUUGUGGAAUGAUAGAAUCGCACUGGGAAAGGUUUCCACUUUAGGAUUAUGGAAACAGCAAGAAGGGGAGAGGGGUACCUAGGGAUCAUUUAUAAAGAGUAUUAGAUGGGCUACGAUCACCAUGGAAACCAAUAGUUUAUUGCCACUGACUGCAACAUAUUUAUUACUUUUGUCGGGCAACCAAUAUCUUAUAUAAAUCAUGCACCCCUUUUAUAUGAAUCAGAAGUCAGGAGCAAUCAAAAAUACCAACAGGGCUAGUCGCUAAACUGAGAGUCUAGAGCAAUUUUCAUUUCAAAGGCCAAAAUAGCAAUAUUGGAAGAAUUCCCCAAAUCAGCUAUACUUCCAGUUCGGCUACUUUGGUCUAAAAUAUGAAAUUCACACUAUAAAGUCUAAAGAACAGGGCUGAAAAUUGUAAGUCCUGUUUUAGGAGCCAGGCCUUAAAAGUUGCUCACCACUGCAAGCCUUAACGUAGCAUGGCACGCUCUUGAGGGGUUAAUUUCUACUCGCCAGGGCUAAAUUUUCACUAGCCAAUGGCAAGUGGCGAAUGAAAACGUUGAGCCCUGCUAUGAUUUUUCCUGAUCUCCCAAAACACUGCCUGCUAGGCUAGCAGAGAACCCAUUCAUCUGAUAAUAGAAAGAUGGCAGAGUAGAAAGAUAGGUUUUGGUAAAUAUAGUCCCCAAAUAGGUUUUCCUCAGGGAGCCUCCGUGCAAGUAAACAUGGUACAAUAGGAGUAAUUGCAAAAUAAAAAUCCAUUGCCCUUUAAAUGGUAGUGCAUUCUUGUUGCCUUAAGGUAGGGUGUGAUUGUACAUUCUUUGUCUAUCCAUCGAUGACACAAGUGAUGAUUGAUCUAACCUUUACAUCUUCCAUUAACUGUUGAUCCACUAUUUCAGGCAUAGGCAACCUUCAGCACUCCAGAUGU